Messenger RNA from Gopherus flavomarginatus (Mexican gopher tortoise), 4955 nucleotides. It is a transcript of the gene ATF1, whose product is annotated as activating transcription factor 1. The coding region runs from base 409 to 1365 and encodes 318 amino acids. The transcript has 8 exons. Gene Ontology annotation, biological process: regulation of transcription by RNA polymerase II. Gene Ontology annotation, cellular component: nucleus; ATF4-CREB1 transcription factor complex. NCBI's taxonomy places the organism in Eukaryota, Metazoa, Chordata, Testudines, Testudinidae. Gene Ontology annotation, molecular function: DNA-binding transcription factor activity, RNA polymerase II-specific; protein binding; RNA polymerase II cis-regulatory region sequence-specific DNA binding. The record is from RefSeq and is a predicted model, not a curated record.
ACGCUUCGGUCUAGCAGUCCCGUAACCCUCUGUGCUGCGCUCUCGCGGGGCCUGCGCCCAACUCGGCGGGAAGAGUCUGGGGGCGGUUGAGGAGGACUCGCAGCGACGUCGACGUCACUUAGACCUCCGGAAAUCUAUGGUGUGUCCUUAGGGAUGCCCUGAAAGGCGCUCUAGGCGGGGAACUCUAUAGUCGGACUCUCUAGCCCAGGCCUCCGGUUGACUCUAUGGUUGCAGCCCGCCCACCUCGAGCGUCCCGGCCGGGCCUGCUGUGUUUACGAUGCCGGCGGCGCCGGUUUCCUGAGGCGGAGACAGCGGCAGCGGUAAGAGCGGCGGCUCUUCCCUCGGGGUUCUCGCGGUGCGAGGAGGGCGGCGCGGCCUCUGGGCCUCUGAGUUUUCUUGUAGUUGAUUAUGGAAGAAGUGCACAAGAGUACCAGUAACAGUUCAGCGACACCACCACAAACAACGUCCAUACAAGGUACACCACUGCAGGCCGCUCAUCUCUCUCACAUUGCUCAACAGAUGUCUCUAAGAGGUCCUACUCCGUUGACAGUUGUACAGCUUCCUGGAGAGCAAGUACAGGUCCAGGGAGUCAUUCAAACAGCUCAGUCCUCUGUAAUCCACUCACCCCAGGUGCAAACAGUGCAGGUAUCUUCUUUGUCAGAGAGUGAGGAUUCUCAGGAUUCAUCGGAUAGCAUAGGUUCUUCACAGAAGACCCGAGGUAUCUUAGCACGGCGACCGUCUUACCGAAAAAUCUUGAAAGAUCUUUCGUCCGAAGACGCACGAGAUAGAAAAGGAGAUGAUGAAAGUCCUGGUGUCUCUACUGUCACCUCUAUGUCUGUUCCCACACCUAUCUACCAGACCAGCACUGGACAGUACAUUACUAUUGCCCCAAACGGAGCACUGCAGCUGGCCAGUUCAGGUACAGAUGGUGUGCAGGGUCUGCAGACAUUAACAAUGACAAAUGCUGGUGGCACUCAGCCUGGGACAACAAUACUGCAAUAUGCGCAAACAUCUGAUGGUCAGCAGAUACUUGUGCCCAGCAACCAGGUCGUAGUGCAGACUGCAUCAGGAGAUAUGCAGACAUAUCAGAUCCGUACCACACCAACAACCACUUCCCUCCCACAGACAGUAGUGAUGACCUCUCCUGUCACCCUUACGUCUCAGACAACCAAGACAGAUGAUCCACAGUUGAAACGAGAAAUAAGGCUCAUGAAGAACAGGGAAGCUGCUCGAGAAUGCCGUAGAAAGAAGAAAGAAUAUGUUAAAUGUCUGGAAAAUCGAGUUGCGGUCCUGGAAAAUCAAAACAAAACUCUAAUUGAAGAGCUAAAAACUUUGAAAGAUCUUUACUGCCAUAAAAAUGUGUAAGAAAAGGAGGCACAACUUUUUGUGGACUGUCUAAAUUUCCAUGGGGAAUUUUUUUAUACCGAAUUUUUUAAAAUUAAAUGAAAGGUCAAAAAUGAAACUUUUCUACCUAGAUUUCACGACUUAAAGACUAUAAAGAUUUUAUUUACAACAUGUUAAUGACAAACUACAAAAAGGAAACAAGAAAACCUCAACAAAACUGCUGGCAGAACUGGAAACAUCAUUAAAAUCAAGGCUACAUCGGCAAUAAAAGGACAUGCACAUUUUAUCAGACAAGUGAUUUGAAUUUCCUGAACUACAAAUUAAUUUGGUAACAGCAGUAAUAUGUGAUUACGGUUAAAAUGUGGAUGAGAUGGAAUCCUUGCCAUUAGUUGAAAAUUAUUAGCAACAAAUAUAACCAGUAUAGGUUUUAAUUUCUUUUGUUCUUUGAUCCUUAUCUUUUUCUUUCAGUUAUUUGUAUGUAAAUAUUUUUAUUUCAACCUGUAAAUUCUAACUUACAGGUAAAAAAGAAGCUAAUACUUUGCUAAAAGUAUAAAUUAUGUUUACUUUUCUCAGCUGGCAAUCUGUUUAAAGGUGGGGGGGUUGUUUUGUUUUGGGUUUUUUUGUAAAAUGUUUGCUGUGUUUAUCAAAGUUGGAGAGGUUUUGCAGAAGGCAAUGGGAAAAUUAUUUUUCAGGCCUAACCCUGAAAGAUGUCGAAGGCACAUGAAUAAGAUGUUGACUUCUGAAGAGUAUUCAACACAUUCAGUUACUUUAAACCAGCAGUUUGGUAGAAUGGGUGUAGCUGAACAAAAGUUGUCAGAGAAUGCUUUUUAAAUAGCUUUGUUCGUGGUUACUGGGUGUGAUAAACUAUAAUUGAAAAAUAAAUUGUGUGCUGAUUAUAUAUACAACUGAACAUGCAUUGCUUAUUCUGUUUGGAGAUCAUACUAUGCUUAAUUAAAAAGUUUACAGACCAAAAAAAAGACACAGUAAAAUAAAAAGCUAAAGAUACAUACCAAAGGGUUUAAUACAGUUCUAAUAUAGGGUUUAUACAUUAAAAAAAUAAAAGUGCACAAUUACCAGACUAAUUUUGUAAGGUAGGCAAUAUUUUGUGAAGUUAUUCCAUCUUUGUAAGAAAAUACUCUAUUGAAAAUAGUUAAUGGCUGGUAUAUUUUUAUAAGUAAACUAUUACCUUUACAAAUUCUAAAAUGGAGUUUAUAUGCAUAUUUUAACAGUUUUAUACAGUUCCUUUUAGUAAACAAAUAGAUAUUUUGUGUCUGAUUAUUGAUUAUAUAUUUUUAUGGGUUAGCACAAAGUAAAAUUAGAUUCUCUUUGGAGCAGAAAAUAUUUUGGAUUACUUUUGUUUCUGUAAGCAACUGACCUUAAAAAUAAAUCCUAAGGAAUAUUGUUGGGGAAAAAGAAACAGUUAGCAUUUUUUUUCCAUAUUCAGUAGAAACAGCACGUGCUUGAAUUUACUGCAAAAAUACUAUUGGGGAUUCUAGUAUGUAUCAUUUUGACUUGUUUCUUUAAAGUAAAAGUUAAAGGUUGUUUGACAUGAUCAGGACUCGAAUAUAAAUAAAAUAUUAUGUGACCAUGGUUAUUACAUGAACAGUGAAUAUGCUAUUUUCUGUAGUUAGGAUUGGAUCCUGCUUCCAUUAUUUCAAUGGGCAUUGUGCCAUGAUCUAUGUUACUAAAAUGUGGUAAGGACAUCAGUGAGUUGUGCUAGCUCAGUCCUGAAUGAAAUUUAAAAAUGUAUUUGCUCUCCUUGUAUGUUGUUUAUAUAAGGUCUAUCACCAUUUAUUUUAUUAGUCUACUAUAUAUAUUGCGCUUCCUACCAAGCCGUCAGACUCUGAAUUCCACAAUGGAGUUGUUAGUGGGUUAGAUAAAUAUUUUGUAUUUGUAAAGUUUAAUAUAACAUAUGUGGCUAUUAUGGGAUAUUGUUUGCUGUAAAGUUACUUUAAAUAGAACUGAAAUAUACAUUAGAAUUCCUACUCAUGUCAAAAAUCUUUAUAAAAUGUUUAAAAUGCAUUUGUUGCCCAGCACUAGAAAAACUUGCAUGCUUGGCGCUCAACCCUGCUUGGGUAAAGAUGACAUCCUAGGAGGUUCUGAGUGCCUCAAAACUUCCAUUAAGGUCAGUGGGAGUUCAGGAUAAUGACCACCUCAACAGGACUGGGCUCUUUGGUCAGACUCUGCCACUGAAUAUGUAUGCACUACUCUCAGUAACUUCAAAGGGAGACAGACUCGGUGGUCUGCAGGCAGACUCGGACCGUCAAUAUUGAAGCUUUAAUCAUGGCUUUCCUGUAAAUUAAAUUAACUUGAAACUCUUAUUUGUGGUAUUUUGCUCCCAACUCUGUACCAUUGCUGUUCUUUUUUAAAUUUCUUCUUUUGUGAUAAAGGAUUUUUUUUAAAUGAAACAAUUGGCAAGUAUCAUUACAGUACAAAAAAUAGUAACUGAUUCCUGCUUUGUUUUGCAGCUGAAUGACUUUUAUUAUUACCAGAGAGAAAAACAUCAGUCAAUUUUAUUCUAUUGAUGUAGUAGGGUUUGGGAAGAAGCAGUAUAGGUAUAUUCUUUAUCGUGGAAGUAUGAAGUGGUCAUAUUGGUUUGUUCCUUGAGUGAUUACUUUUCAGAAGGAAUUUAUUUUGGAAAGGGUUUAACACUGAAUACUAUUGGUCUGGUUACCUCCAUAGCUACAUACAUCAUAUGAAUUGUAAAGACUUGUUGAAACAAAUAGGUGCUUGCAACUCUUGACCUCAGUAAUAAAGACCCCAAAAUACAAUUCUAAUGUUCCUCACUUAUUGAAUCACAACUUAUUUAGUUAAAGGGCUGCUGCUGAGUAACUUUGGUCCAAAAUUUAAUCAGUCUUAAAAUCAUGAUGUAGAGAGUUUCUUCUGUGGUCCAGCUUUUUUUUUUUUUUUUUUUUAAUAACAAACCUCAACAGCUACCUAAAACUAGAAAAUACUGUAUGCUCUGCUGUUAGUGAUCCAGAAGAGGGUGCACAAGUUAACUUUAACAAUUUCCUUCUAUCUGUAAACACCCGACCUACUGUUGUUAAAAAUCAACACCUACAAUUACUGUAAUUGAAAGAUUGGGAAAAAAAAUUAUUUUUGUUUUCUGUAUACUUUUUGCAUAGUUCCUGUCACAGAUACUGCAACCCUUUUCAGUAUCUUUGGGGAACCACUGUAUUGAAUUUAUGAAUGGUUUUGUCUUAUUGUGUUCUACUCCAUGGGGGAGAGUUAUCACAGCUCCUCCAGGAACUAAAAACUGGAGGGUAAUUAUCCUGGGGAUUGUAAGCAACUCCAGAGAACCACCACCCCAUGGGAAGUUUGGAUAUAUUGAUUAAAACUGGGUUUUCCAGAGAGAUACUCAGAGACAUGGCUUUUGUAUAAAAAGCUGAGUUUGAGCUGACUCUGGGCGUUCACUUUGAUUCAGCAAACAGAACCUUCUGUGUAAAAGAGACCACAACCCUCAUGGAGGAGCUGGAAAGACUUUGGCUUACGAGGGCCCCAUAAAACUGAUGGGUGACCUUUGGUAAGGUUUUAACAUACAUACAGGAACUAUUAUGCGUUUGUACGUGUUUCCUCUGUAUGCUCUUUUGUUCUUACAAUAAAUGUACUCU